Molecule: messenger RNA, 900 nt
Organism: Aplosporella prunicola CBS 121167
Lineage: Eukaryota; Fungi; Ascomycota; Dothideomycetes; Botryosphaeriales; Aplosporellaceae
Exons: 1
Coding region: 120-734 (204 amino acids)
Source: RefSeq, a predicted model, not a curated record
GCCAUGCAUUGUUACCGCCAUGCAACAUUGUAAGUAAACAACACCAAAUUGCAGCUGCCAAAGUAUAAACCACGGACGAUUUCUUCUCCAAAUCGCCAGCGAAAGAGAUAAGAGCUUCUAUGCUCUUAGAUUUUCAACACAACGAAGUCUUUUCUGCUAACCACCUACAAAGCAAUCAAAUCUGCAAAAUUCCCACUACACCUAUUCAAGUCAAUAUGGCUACCACUACCCCCGAAACAACCCAAGACACCAUGUCCACCCAACCAAUGCCAACCCCACCAACCACACCCACCGCACUCGCACCCACAAACCCGACAGCUGAGCCCACAAGCUCCACGGCCAAGCCCACCACCACCAUCACCAGCACGCCCCCCACCCGCGCCCAAGCAAUUGAAUACGACGACUACAUCGCCUGGGAAGAAGAUACCCAAGUCCCCAUAAUCUCCGAGCACACGGCCGAGCUCCUCGCCACGCUCAACAGGGUGCGCAGCAAGUUCGGCUGUACCUCCAACUGUGUCUGUCCGACAUGCACGCUUUAUAGGAGCCUAACGAGCGAGGAGCUCGAAGACGUCGUCGUGGAGCAGCCGGAGCAGCAAGAGGCGGAGAUGGUAGAGGUGCCGUUGGGGGAUCCGGUGGUUGUGAAGGACGGGGAGGGGGAGACAGGGAAGGGGUGGGCGGAGAUGCUAGCGGGUUGGGGGAGCGUGUUUUGGUGCUGUGCUGGUGGACGGGUGUAGGAGAGGAGGAUUGCUGGCUACUGCGAUGCUGUGGGCUGUCUGUGGUGGUGUGGCGCGUAGGGCUGGCUCCUUGCGUGCGGCUGCGGUUUCCUUUGUUUAAUUUAGGUGUUUUGGGAUAGAUCUAUUGUUUCGGAUUUUCUUUGUCUUGGAUUUUGGUAGACUGCAA